AUGGAUGAACAUUUGAUUGCCACCAUCAACAAAUUACAAGACGCGUUGGCGCCAUUGGGCGGCGGCUCCUCCUCUCCGGUCGAUUUGCCCCAAAUCACCGUUGUGGGCUCCCAAUCCAGUGGUAAGUCCUCUGUGUUGGAGAACAUUGUUGGAAGAGACUUCUUGCCCCGUGGUACCGGUAUCGUGACACGUAGACCCUUGGUCUUACAGCUCGUGAACAGAAGACCCGGCAUCAACAAGAACGACGACCUGCAAGUCAACAAGGUCAACGAUAAGGGCGAGGCCUCCGAGAACAACUUGGAGGAGUGGGGAGAGUUCUUGCAUUUGCCCGGAAAGCGUUUCUACAACUUCGAGGAGAUCCGCGAUGAGAUUGUGCGCGAUACCAAUGCCAAGACCGGCGAGAACUUGGGUAUUUCUCCAGUCCCUAUCAACCUUAGAAUCUACUCUCCACACGUCUUGACGUUGACCUUGGUGGACUUGCCCGGUUUGACGAAGGUGCCCGUGGGCGACCAGCCCAAGGAUAUCGAGAAGCAGAUCCGUGACAUGAUCUUGAAGUACAUCUCCAAGCCCAAUGCCAUUAUCUUAUCUGUCAACCCUUCCAACUCGGACUUGGCCAACUCGGACGGCUUGAAGUUGGCCCGCGAGGUCGACCCAGAGGGUGCUAGAACCAUUGGUGUUUUGACCAAGGUCGAUUUGAUGGAUGAAGGUACUGAUGUGGUUGACAUUCUCGCAGGUAGAGUGAUCCCCUUGAGAUUCGGCUACAUUCCGGUCAUCAACCGUGGUCAACGUGACAUCGAGUCCAAGAAAACCAUCAGAGAUGCUUUGCGCGACGAGGCAAACUUUUUCGAGAACCACCCCGCAUACAAGGCAAAGCCUCAGUUCUGUGGUACUCCAUACUUGGCCAAGAAAUUGAACACCAUCUUGUUGCACCACAUCAAAAGCACCUUGCCAGACAUCAAGAUGAGAAUCGAGGUUUCGCUAAAGAAAUACCAACAGGAGUUGAACAUCUUGGGCCCUCAGUUGGAAGAAAGCCCUACUUCGCUCGCAUUGAAUAUGAUCACCAACUUCUCGAAAGACUACAAUGAGAUCCUCAAUGGUGAGGCCAAAGAGUUGUCCUCGCAUGAAUUGAGCGGUGGUGCUCGUAUCUCUUUCGUGUUCCACGAAAUCUUCAAGAACGGUGUCAGUGCUAUUGACCCAUUUGACCAAAUCAAGGAUGCUGACAUCCGUACCAUUAUGCACAACACCUCCGGUUCUGCCCCAUCUUUAUUUGUGGGAACUCAAGCAUUCGAGGUUCUCGUGAAGCAGCAAAUCCACCGUUUAGAAGAACCAUCGUUGCGUUGUGUCAACUUGAUCUUCGAUGAGUUGGCCCGUAUUUUAUCUCAGAUCGUUUCUCAUCCACAAUAUGCUCGCUACCCAGCAUUGAAGGAGCGUUUGUCUCAGUGCUUCCUCCUGUUCUUGAGAACCGAGCUCGUUCCAACGAACGAGCUUGUCACAGACAUCAUUAAUGCCGAGGAAACUUACGUCAACACAGCCCACCCUGAAUUGUUGAAGGGUUCCCAAGCAAUGGCCAUGGUCGAAGAGAAGUUCCACCCAAAGCCACAGGUUGCUGUUGACCCUAAGACUGGUAAGCCAUUACCACCAUCCCAACAACCUGCUCCCGCACCUCCCGCCAACAAGGAGGAGGCCAACGGAUUCUUUGGUGGCUUCUUUUCCUCGAAGAACAAGAAAAGAUUGCAGCUGAUGGAAGCUCCACCACCAGUGUUGCGUGCUUCUGGAACCAUGAGUGAAAGAGAGCAGAUGGAGACGGAAGUUAUCAAGCUUUUGAUCUCUUCGUACUACAGCAUCGUUCAAAGAACUGUGUCUGACCUUGUUCCAAAGGCCAUCAUGUUGAAGUUGAUCACGCGGUCUAAGGAUGAAAUCCAAAAGGAGUUGUUGCAAAAGUUGUACAGUGCGCCUGAUUUGUCAGACUUGGUCAAGGAGAACGAAAACACCGUGCAAAAGAGACAGGAGUGUUUGAAGAUGGUCGAGGUGUUGCGUAAUGCUAGCGAAAUUGUUUCCAGUGUCUAA
Australozyma saopauloensis is the source of this 2067-nucleotide messenger RNA. It is a transcript of the gene VPS1, whose product is annotated as dynamin-like GTPase. Gene Ontology annotation, molecular function: microtubule binding; GTPase activity; GTP binding. Gene Ontology annotation, cellular component: cytoplasm; membrane; microtubule. NCBI's taxonomy places the organism in Eukaryota, Fungi, Ascomycota, Pichiomycetes, Serinales, Metschnikowiaceae. The record is from RefSeq and is a predicted model, not a curated record. The transcript has a single exon. The coding region runs from base 1 to 2067 and encodes 688 amino acids.